Cryptomeria japonica (Japanese cedar) is the source of this 1366-nucleotide messenger RNA. RefSeq lists its product as uncharacterized. The transcript is spliced from 2 exons. The record is from RefSeq and is a predicted model, not a curated record. Gene Ontology annotation, molecular function: protein dimerization activity. The coding region runs from base 588 to 1064 and encodes 158 amino acids. NCBI's taxonomy places the organism in Eukaryota, Viridiplantae, Streptophyta, Pinopsida, Cupressales, Cupressaceae.
AAGUCAAGCAAAUGGCAUAGCAGUGGCAGAGUAUAUGUAUUCUACCACAUUUUGGGAAUCUAUUGAACAAAUUGUAGAAUUUUCAGAGCCUUUAGUAAAAGUCUUGAGACUAGUGGAUGGAGAUAAACCCCCCAUGGGAUAUGUGUAUGAGGCUAUGGAUAGGGCCAAGGAGGUGAUAAGGAGUAAGAUGGAAAAUAACAGAGAUAAGUAUAUGCCGUUGUGGGACAUAAUUGAUAGGAGAUGGGAUGGACAAAUGCACACUCCUCUCCAUGCUGCAGGAUAUUUUCUCAAUCCUCUGUUAUUCUAUAAGACUGACUUCCUGGAAAUUGAUGCUGAGAUCAAACAAGGCUUCUUCAAGUGCAUGGAAAAAAUGUUUCCUGACUUGGAAAAAUUUGAUGCGGCUACGAUAGAGCUGGAAAUGUACAAGCAUGCUAAGGGCUUUCUCUCUUCUAGGGCUGCUAUACAAAGCAGAAAGACAAUUCAACCAGGUAGACUCUAUAAACUUUUGACAAUCUCUUUAUUUUGCCAACCAUUAAGUUUGUUAAGAUUAUAACAUACUCUUAGUCUUACAAUAUCAUCUCCAUAUAAUGUGUUUUUCAGCUGCAUGGUGGGCUUCUUUUGGAGAUGAAAUACCAAAUUUAAGGUGGAUGGCGGUGCGUAUUUUGAGCCAACCAUGUAGCUCAUCAGCUUGUGAGCGUAAUUGGAGUGUGUUUGAACACAUACAUUCUAAGAAACGCAACCGCCUAUCACAACAACGACUAAAUGACUUGGUAUUUGUUCAUCACAACCUCCGCUUGAAGAUAAGGAAAGCUCAAGGAACUAUUGAGGAAUGCUUGCCAAUUGACCUCGAUGAGAUAUAUCCAGAGUGCGAGUUGAUUGCUGCUAAUGAUGAUGAUGAUGAUGAUGAUGAUGAUGUUGAUGAUGAUUAUGUUGUUGCUGAUCGUCCGCUUGUGUCUGAAGAUUUUGAUAUCAUGAGGCAAGCCAACUUUCGUCCUGAAUGGGUUGAAGGAAUUAGGACAGGCUCUUACCCAGGAGCUUCAUCAUCAGGGCCUCCUGCUCUCUAGCAUGUCAUUGCCUACAUUUGAGAUUUUGGAAUUUUGUACUUAGUUUACAGGUUGACUUUAUUCAAAGUCACAAACUAUAUUGUAAUUGACAUUUUGACAUCUAUCACCAUCUAGAUAUUAUUUAUGGUGUAGUAUAUUUUGUGGAACGUAAUCAGUGAUAUGAAUAUAAACAACAAAAAUCUAUUUCCUGCAAUUCAUGUUUUCAAGUGUCUAUUUUAUUUGCCUACAAUAUCUCUAUGCUAUGGAAAUACCCUAAAAUAUAUAAAAAAAGUAGUUUUUGAUUGUUUUUCUGCAAUUUUUUA